Molecule: messenger RNA, 2698 nt
Organism: Poeciliopsis prolifica (blackstripe livebearer)
Lineage: Eukaryota; Metazoa; Chordata; Actinopteri; Cyprinodontiformes; Poeciliidae
Gene: tut1
Product: terminal uridylyl transferase 1, U6 snRNA-specific
Exons: 10
Coding region: 118-2451 (777 amino acids)
Cellular component (GO): mitochondrion
Molecular function (GO): zinc ion binding; poly(A) RNA polymerase activity; RNA binding
Source: RefSeq, a predicted model, not a curated record
ACAAAACUCAGACCUGACCCUGGAGGGAGAUUUGAGCGCGGCGCAGUAAGGGUAGCUGCCCUCAAACUGUCCGAGACUGAAGUGUUUUGGUCAAUUUUUAGAUAAAUACUGGCCGCCAUGUCUUCAGACAGCGAUAUACAAACGACAACCAGAGGAUUCUGCUGUAAGCUGUGUAACGUCAACUUACCAAACUUGCCGAGUGUGGAGCAGCAUGUGAAGGGCCGGAAGCACCAGACGCUGAGCACCGUCCGCUCCACCAGGAAGAGCCACGAGGAGCACAGCGUUUUCGUCAGCGGCAUCAAACCACAAAUCUCCUCGACCGACCUGACCGAGUACUUUGAGCAGUUUGGUUCCGUCUCUGAUGUCAUCGUGGAUAAGGACAAGGGGGUGUAUGCCAUCGUUCAGUUCAGUGAGACACAGAGCAUCCGGGCGGCUCUGGCCUGCGUCGAGCACCAGCUCAAAGGCCUGAAGCUGCGGGUUAAACCUCGGGAAAAGAAGGAGUUCAAACUGAUUCCCAAGAAGAAGAACGAUCCUCACAGCCUCCAGCAGAUCUUUGACCGGCUCAAGCCUGAGCUGUGUCAGCUUUCUUCGGUGGAUGCCCAGAUGAAGCUGCUGGUGGAGCGACUCCAGCUGGGAGAAAAUGAAAAGAAGGCCAGAGGGUUGGUGGUCCAGCUCCUGCAGGAGGUCUUUGUUGAAUUCUUUCCAGACAGUCAGACUUUGCUCUUUGGUUCAUCCGUCAACACUUUCGGCAUUCACUCGUGUGACUUGGACCUGUUCCUGGACCUGGAAAACACCAAGACGUUCCAAGCACGGGCUAAGACCUCCACAGAGCAGACAGGCGAAGGCGUGUCGGACGACGGCCGCUCGGAGGACUCCAUCCUGUCCGACAUCGAUCUGUCCACGGCGUCUGCAGCCGAGGUCUUGGAGCUCGUGGCCACCAUCCUGAAGCGCUGCGUCCCCAGCGUGCACAAAGUCCACGUGGUCAGCACCGCUCGCCUCCCCGUCGUCAAGUACCAUCACCGCGAGCUCAACCUGCAUGGAGACAUCACGCUGAACAACAGACUUGGUGUGAGGAACACCCGCUUCUUGCAGCUGCUGUCGGGGCUGGAGGAGAGGCUGAGGCCUCUGGUGUUCACCAUCCGGUACUGGGCCAAGCAGAAGCAGAUCGCUGGUAACCCCAGCGGCGCCGGCCCGCUCCUCAACAACUAUGCCCUGACUCUGCUGGUCGUCUUCUUCCUGCAGAACUGCCGGCCGCCGGUGCUGCCCACGGUGGACCAGCUCAGAGACAUGGCCUGUGAGGAGGAGGAGUGUGUGAUCGAUGGCUGGAACUGCACCUUCCCCAGUCAGCCCAUUGCAGUGCAGCCCAGCCAGAACACUCAGGACCUGUGUUCUCUGCUCGCCGGUUUCUUCUCCUUCUACACACAGUUUGAUUUUCCCAGCAUCGUCAUUUCCCUCAGGCAGGGCAGCGCGCUUCCAAUCACCGACUUCCUGUCGCAGGCGAAAGACGGCGACGCACCGCCGGAGGGGCCUCCCACCGAGCCUAAGCUGGGCCCUCUGAACCUGUUAGACCCCUUCGAGCUCUCGCACAACGUGGCCGGGAACGUGAACGAGCGCUCGCUGCGCAGCUUCCAGAAGGCGUGCCAGGAGGCCGACAGGUUCUGCCGCAGCCUGCGCUACCAGAACAAGAGCACCAAGGGCAAGUCGUGGGGCCUGGGCCGCCUGCUGGCCCCGCUAGGCGACGCCCAGCAGGCCCACCCGGAGCGGCUCAUCAUCACCAUCCCCUUCAGGUCCGCCCCCCUCCCAGAGGGGCUCCGCGGGGAGCUGCACUCGGCAGGAGACGGUUUCAGGCUGCUGUGGUCCAGGAAGGUCUGCUCCGCCGUGGAGGUGGUUCUGAAGACCGUCCUCAGGUGUGAGCUGGAGGUUUCCACAGCAACCGGGGCGGAGGAGAUGGAGACCACGCUUAACGACAGCACCCAGAGCGUGGAGUCUCAGAGCGACGGCAGCCCUCGGCGCGUCGGCGCCAAGAGGCCUCUGUCGUCCGGCAGCGACGACUCAGCGACGCCUCCUGGCAAAAAGCAGAGACUGGCAAGAACGACGAAGACCGACUUCCCUCCCUGGAUCUGUGUCCAGAAACACGCCGUGUGGGUGGGCAGGCGGAAGGUGAGGCGGGAGCUGGUGAAAGGUCCAGACUGCAGACCUGAGGGCAGCUGCCUGGAGCUGGAGUCCCAGGUCACAGCUUUCAUCGCCGACAAAGAGCCAGAGCUAAAGGAGCCCCUGGAGUUCAAGGUCUGCCCCCAGACAGUGGGCGGGACAGAAAACACCAGGCUGCUGCUGAAUGUAGAGCCAGGAAGUGACAAGGCAGGGAUUUUUCACGACUUCUUUCACUUCCUGGAAGUGUUUGUUCCCAAGAUGGUGGAGACGGUGCUGGAGAGCGGAGCGGGCAGCGCUUAGCGCCUGACCCUCUUCACAUCCGUCACCAAUUACGACACAAAACACAAACUCUGGAGGGAGCAGGGAGGAGAUCUGCUGGUCGUUUAUAUUCAACUGCUCAUUUCUUACUGUAUAAAUGUCCAGUUACGCCGUUUGUCCUGUGAGUUGAUCAGAUGGUUGAGCCUCUUAAAGUUUGAGACUUGGUAUUGUUCUUGAUUUGAUCUUAUUUCUAUGAAUCCUUCCAAAUUAUGAAAAUAAAUAAAUACAA